Molecule: messenger RNA, 366 nt
Organism: Punctularia strigosozonata HHB-11173 SS5
Lineage: Eukaryota; Fungi; Basidiomycota; Agaricomycetes; Corticiales; Punctulariaceae
Exons: 1
Source: RefSeq, a predicted model, not a curated record
GCGAUGCGUAUCAAUAGUCUCCGGUUCACCAGUCUUGUCUUGAGCCUGACAUCGGCGUUGACGGCCAUCUUCGCUCGUCAGUGGCUUCGAGAGUACGUGCCUUGGCAGUUAUCUCUUCCCAAGGACAAGCAGCUGUCUUCGCCACGGGAGAGUGUUCGCCUCCGUCAGUUUCGCCACAACGGCCUCGUGCGCUGGCGUGUACCGGCUGUGAUGAAUGCCAUCUCUAUCUUGCUCCAGAUGGCUGUUGUCCUAUUUCUAGCGGGUCUUGUGGACUUCAUCUGGACGCUCAACCGAAUCGUGGCUAUCACUAUCACGGUCUUCAUUGCCGUACCUCUGGUUCUGCUGUUGAGCUCUGCGAUAGUUCCG